Effrenium voratum is the source of this 478-nucleotide messenger RNA. Lineage: Eukaryota; Dinophyceae; Suessiales; Symbiodiniaceae. The record is from the annotation of a GenBank genome assembly.
GCAACGACCAACAUAGGAUUCCCCGCGAAUGGUUUCUGCUCGAAAGGAUGAUAAAUCCGAUGCGGGUGAGGCAAUGCUGGACCGCAUCUUAGAGGACCUGCGCCUUCGUGUCUUCCAGGACUCGAAGGGAGCUCCGACGGAUGGGGAUCCUCGCUCCCAGACCAUCUUCGAGCGCAUGGCCGAGAAGCUCCUGGAGGGGCCAAGCAGAGCUGAGAUUGCAGAAGCGAAAGCAGGCCAAAGGCUGCCUAGCACGUGGACAAGGCAAUGGAAAGCAUACGUCGCCAAGUGCCUGGCGAGCAUUGACAGGCGAUCAGAAUUAAGGGACGGGAACAACCAGCCGCGCGUCACCAGAGUGUACAACAAGAUUCAUGCGCUGCAGCAUGUGGAGCUUGCUGACUGGCAAGGCCGACCCAGAGCUCGCAUUGUGUUCAAUGGCGCCGACGUGGUCGAAGUGCUGCUGACAGACCUACGGGGCAAG